AUGAAACGUUGGGAAAAUAAACUUGCUGUUGUAACUGGUGCCAGUUCUGGUAUUGGUGGACAAAUUAUACAAGAUUUGGCAAAAUGUAAAAUAAGAGUUGUUGCAUUAUCACGUCGUCUCGAAAAUAUGGAAGAUAUACGAAUUAAUUUACCAGAAGAACUUCGUAUUUAUUUAAUUCCAAUUAAAUGUGACAUUACCAAUGAACCAGAAGUACAAAAAAUUUUUGAUUUUAUUGGAAGACGACACGGUGGUAUUGAUAUUCUAAUUAAUUGUGCGGGAGCAUUUCGUGAAGGUAAUUUAUUAUCAUUGGAAGCGAAAUUAGUUAGAGAAACAAUUGAUACAAAUCUAAUGAGUGUUGUAUAUUGUACAAGAGAAGCUUUUAAAAGUAUGCAAGCACGUAAUAAUGUUGGUCAUGUAAUUUUAAUGAAUUGUUCUUGUGGUCAACAAGUACCGAAUAUAUCUAAAAAAUCAUUAAAUAUUUAUUGUCCAACAAAAUUUGCUUUGACUGCCAUCAAUAAUAUUUAUAAACAAGAAUUUCAACAUUUAGGGACAAGGGUUAAAAUAACGAACAUAAGUCCAGGACCGAUGAAUACUACAUUAAUGCCAGCAGAAUAUUCAAAGGAAAAUUCAUUAAUGCUUAAACCUGAAGAUGUUUCAAAUGCCGUAUUUUUUGCUUUGAGUACUCCACCAAAGGUUCAAAUAACUAAUUUGGUUGUAACUGCUUUUAAAACAACAGAAUCAACAGAAUAA
Messenger RNA from Condylostylus longicornis, 750 nucleotides. Its product is annotated as farnesol dehydrogenase-like. NCBI's taxonomy places the organism in Eukaryota, Metazoa, Arthropoda, Insecta, Diptera, Dolichopodidae. The transcript is spliced from 2 exons. Bases 1 to 750 code for a protein of 249 amino acids. The record is from RefSeq and is a predicted model, not a curated record.